AUGAGUUCAUAUCUUUAUCGAACACAAGCAAUGCUUCAAUUUCCUCGUUAUAUACCCACAUUAAUAGCUCGUGCUCAGGCUAGUCAAAAUACUGCGACACCACCAACACCUGGCUCAGGUGUACCAAUAUCAGGUAGUACAAAAACAGUCUCACAAUCAGGUGGAACAAAAAAAGGUGAUUCAUCAGUUUUACCAAAAAGUUCAACAAAAUCAGAUCAUACAAAUCCAACAAAAACAAGUUCUGAUGCACCACCAUUAUCUCAUGAAACUGUUGAUUUAAAAAAUAAAGAAACUGAUAAAACAAAACGAACUUCUUCUUCAUCAUCAUCAUCAUCGUCAAGUGGUAGUAGCAGCAGCAAAAGUUCAUCAUCAUCAUCAAAAGAUUCAAAUGAACAACAAUCAUUUAUGAGUACACCAAUUGGUCAAUUUGGUACAAUUGCUGUUCUUGCUGUUACUAUUUAUGCCGGUUAUAAAAUGAUGAGUGGUAAUAAAAAUGAUUUAAAAAAUAAUGACCAUUAUAAACGAGCUACAGCUGAUUACCAAGCAGCUAAUACUCAAGGUACUGAUGUAAGAAAAUAA
Messenger RNA from Adineta steineri, 579 nucleotides. The record is from the annotation of a GenBank genome assembly. Lineage: Eukaryota; Metazoa; Rotifera; Eurotatoria; Adinetida; Adinetidae.